AUGGAAAGUCCGUGCAUUGCAAGAAUAAAGGCCCUUCUCGCGGGAAUAUGCGAAUACUCUCUGAUGAUAAUGCCGCCUCAGGAGAUGGACUUGCACCCUUGCGACUGGCUGGAAAGUGAAAUGAAAAGCGUCAUUUCUGCAUUUGAGAGAGUCCAUGCGGGGGUGGAGGGGCAAGUUCAGGCGAAGAGUGCCCGAAUAGAGGAGAUGGAGGGGAAAAGAAGGGCUCUUCUGGACGCUCUCCGCGAGCCCUCUCAAAAGGUCGGAGGAGGCCCGGAGAGAGACUGUGCCGUCGAUACUUUUUGGAUUACCACGGGGAAUCUGCACGCCCGCGAGUCCAUUCUCUCGAGGGAGCUGGACUCUCUCACGGAGAAAUACGAGGCUCAAAACUCCCUUUUCCUGCAGCUUCUGGAGGAGAUUCAGGAAGUUCGGGCGGGCUUUGGGGAGGACUUUUUGGGGGAGGACUUUCCCGGGGAAGAACUUUCUGCGGGGGAAAUGACGACGAAAGCAGCCAUUUCCAGGGCAGAGCGUGUUUUGGCAGGGCUUAAGGCGCGGGAGAGGGAAAUUCAGGUUUUAACGGAUGAAAAAAUUUUGAAUAUAAAAAAAAUAAUGGGAGAUCUAGGGAUGUCUCCUAAAAUGGAAUUUCCUGAUUUGGAAUCUCUGCAAAUUUUUAUCGAUGAAAUCCUUGCAUUUUCUGAGGAAUUUUCAGGCACUCUCACGGCAUCCCAGGGGGUUCCAGAGGAGAUAAACUAUCGGGCGAGUCUUUCCCUCGCGGAGAUUCACCUGCCGCCUGCAGAGACGAUUCGCUUGAAGGGGGCUUUGGGGGACUUACUUCCGAAGCGAGAAAAUGUACCGGCAUUUCCUAUUCUGGAAAAUAUUUCGUAUUCUUUGGGAAAAUCCCUGGAGGAGAAAUUUUCAAAGACUGCGAAGGCCGUUGAAAGGGCAGCCGCCCUCCUCCAGGCCAGAGCCCAUUUUCUGGCGCUAAGAACAGGAGCUUCUCUGGAGGAGCUUCCAGAGGAGGAAACUCCCGUGAGAAGAGCCGCCGUAUACGGGGCCUGGGUCCGGGAAAUGGAGGCUGCGUACAGGGAGGCGAUAGAAAAAAUUUACGCCUUAAAAAGAUCGGCCCUGAUCCAGGUGCAAGGCCAAGUAGAAGAAAUUUCGGGGAUGCCCUGCGAAAAAUUUGCAGUGCCUGAAAAUAUCAAAAACCUUAAAUUUCCAGAUCAGGAAAACAUCCUGGCAAAAGUAGAAAAAACCGCAGAGUCUCUGGCGCAGGAGCUGGAGAUCCUGAAAAACAUCGAGGCCUUUUCCCAGGAGAGGAAAGAACUUCUCCAGAAAAUGGCGGCCUUUGAGGAGCAGGCCAGCGACCCCAGGAGGCUCUUCAGGAGCUCCUUUCAGCUGAACUCCGAGGAAAAGUUCCGGAAAAUGGCAGUUCCCACGCUCCUGCGGGUUGAAAAGGAGAUUUUUGCGCUAAAUUCGGCGUACCUGGAAAAAUUUUGCAGGAGCGUGUGCAUCUCCGGGAGGGAGGUCGUCUCUGAGCUGAAGGCGGAAAUUUCAGAGCGAAUCAUCAACUCAAACGCCUUCGUGAUAGGCCGGGGAAAGCCCAGGCCCCCGUAA
Molecule: messenger RNA, 1611 nt
Organism: Nematocida major
Lineage: Eukaryota; Fungi; Microsporidia
Exons: 1
Coding region: 1-1611 (536 amino acids)
Source: RefSeq, a predicted model, not a curated record